Puccinia triticina is the source of this 930-nucleotide messenger RNA. RefSeq lists its product as uncharacterized. Gene Ontology annotation, molecular function: zinc ion binding. Bases 1 to 930 code for a protein of 309 amino acids. Lineage: Eukaryota; Fungi; Basidiomycota; Pucciniomycetes; Pucciniales; Pucciniaceae. The record is from RefSeq and is a predicted model, not a curated record. The transcript is spliced from 3 exons.
AUGCCCACAUUAAGAUCCACCACCCAGCCGUAUUUCCCCCUUGUCAAAGAUAUGUACGAAGUUGUCCCGCUGCCCUGGACACAGGAGGUCCCUUCGCCGGCAGAUCAAUCGACUCACCCAAACUCGCUCCGGUUGGUUCGUAAGGCCAGUGGCGCCAUGCCUGUGUUCCCUCACCAUUGCCACCACUUCACCAUCCCGGGCAAUACACGUGCAAUUGCGGACAUCUUUGUCAAGGCCAUGCAGGCUACGGUGUACUGGGCCGUUCACAAGACCAAGACCAACUCGCCAGUCCCUCGCCUCGCCAACGCUCCAAACAGAGGCGGCCGCCCCCAACAACACCAUUUCAAGCUGGAGUUCAAAUGCCCCCAGAAAGGAACACAUAUUUUUGUCAGCAAUUCCUUCACUUCUCCGCUCGCCGUGGCUUACUGGGUGGAUUACGAGGUGCCAAGCAAGCGGCACGCGAAGCCGCGAAUCCUCAGGUGCACGUGCCCGCACUUCCAGCAACACAAUAGUGCGUGCAAACAUAUGUUCUGCAUCGCGAAACAGUACAAAUAUCUGGUCGUCGAGGCAGGAUGCGUUCCCGAAGCGCCGCCAAUGGACAUCGAAGCGUUACUCAACAACUUGUACGAAGACGGAGCCUUAAACAAGCUUGACCCCGCACCAGCCUUCGUUCCGGUUGGCUUGGGCAGCCCAAACCCAUCCAACCAACCCUUGCGGCUACUAUCACUCUGUCCGGCUGACCUCUUGUACAAUGGAGACUUGGAAAUCAAGGUGAUUUUGUCCAAUGGAUCUGGUUCUGCACCAGUCAAACGGCCUGCCUCAAGACAACAGUAUGACCUCCAAGGAGCACUCACAGAGGAUCCAAAGUCUUCAGAGCUCGGGCCUGAGAGCCCUGAAGAGGGUCAACAAGGCAAUGCGGGCACCAAUUAA